This is a messenger RNA of Penicillium maclennaniae, 213 nucleotides long. RefSeq lists its product as uncharacterized. Bases 1 to 213 code for a protein of 70 amino acids. The record is from RefSeq and is a predicted model, not a curated record. NCBI's taxonomy places the organism in Eukaryota, Fungi, Ascomycota, Eurotiomycetes, Eurotiales, Aspergillaceae. The transcript has a single exon.
AUGACGUUCAUGCGUUCCAAGGUUGUGCCUGCUUGGUGCAACUCCUUUUGGUACGAGUCAACUGGGUGCGGUACGGAACACGGAACCAUGAAUAGCUUGGUUCUCGAUAAUCAAGAGUCCAAUGUUUCGUUUUUGGCAGGUGUCGCCUUCUACGCUCUGCCUUACACCUGUCUCAUUGCCAUCGACGAGCAUAUUGAGGAUGAAGUGAAGUAG